AAUAAAAAGAAGAGGAUUUCUUAGGAUACACACACACGUACACUAAAACAUAUUAACAAUUAUGUUAUCCUACAUUGUUAAAUAAUUUUAACAGAAUACAAAAUCGCCACGCUCUAAAUGUAAAGAAGAUAGUGGUGCCCAAGACUGCCUCCUUGUGGAACUAUUUGAUGAAGCCAGAAUCAGAUCCACCUGUGCCAUCUGGAGCUACUAAGUUUAGUUAUUCAGUCAGGGCAUCUUCAAUAUCACUCAAGCUAUGCCACUUGGACUGCGCUCUACUAGAGAUGCGCCUAUCAGGGUUGGAGAGUGAUUGUGUGUUUAGAGCCAACGAUCGUUGCAUUUUCCGCCUUUAUCUCAGCUCCCUCCACAUCGACGAUAUGUCUGAUGCCACUUUAUACCCCAAGGUACUUUAUUUGUGAUCUAUACAAAUAUGAACAAUAAUAGCAGACAUUCUUUGUGUACAAACUCGAAAUAACCCGCAGCUUUUAUAAUAAAUUAAGUCGUUUAAAAAAUGGCACAUGCGGCUGCACUUCAGGGUGCCACAUUAUAUCACUCCAGUUAAUUUUAAACUCUAACCUCGAUAUAUUAGAGUUUAUUAAGUGGAGAAAUUUAUUUGU
Diatraea saccharalis (sugarcane borer) is the source of this 614-nucleotide messenger RNA. The record is from the annotation of a GenBank genome assembly. NCBI's taxonomy places the organism in Eukaryota, Metazoa, Arthropoda, Insecta, Lepidoptera, Crambidae.